AUGGGCACCAAGACCAUGUUCGCAAGGACCAAGCUUGGCAGCUAUGGCAGCACCAUCCGCUCAGCGCCGCGCGAGGUUCUCUACAACCGCAGGCUUCUGCUGACCUCGUUUAUCUUUGCAUGCGCCGCAGUGCCCUUGACGUGGGACCAAGGCUCGUCCGCCGUCAUAGCCACACUGCCCAGCUUCCGGCAGCACUUUGGCAUCGACUCUGCCACCGACGCCAGCAAGAUCAAGUACUUCGUCUCCCUCAUCAGCAUCGGCGACUUUAUCGGCGCCGCCGCCUCCUUCUUCCUCAACGACCGCGCCGGCCGUCUGUGGUCCUACCGCAUGUACGUCGCCCUGUGGACGGCCGGCCAGGUUCUCCAGAUCGUCGCGCCCAACGCAGCCGCUCUGUACGCGGCGCGCGUGCUCUGCGGCUGCGGCCUCGGCGCGCUCAUGGUCGUCUCCCCGAUGGCCAUUGCCGAGCUCGCCCCCGCCGAGGCCCGCGGCGUCCUGACCUCGUGGUACACCGUCAUGAUGGGCCUGGCGCACGGCGUGUCCUCGUUUUGCGUCUACGGCGUGUACCUGGACGAGAGGCUGCAGGGCACCCGCCUGCAAUACCAGGUCGUCUGGAUCGUGCCCAUCGCAUUUAUGACAUUGUGCUUCGUGGCAAGCUUCUUGGUCUGCGAGGAGUCGCCGCGCUGGCUGUUCCUCGUGGACCGCCAGGAGGACGCUACGGACGUGCUGGUUCGCAUCCGCGGCUUGCCGCUGGAGCACCCGCGCGUGCGGCGUGAGCUGCGCGAGAUUCAAGAGGCCAUCUCUCAGGAGGGGAUGUUCUUUGCGAGCGGCAAAGGCACGGCCAGCUUGCGGAGCAUCCUUCGGGAGACGUUCACGGUGCCCGCAAAUCUCCGCCGCGUGCAGCAGAGCGUCAUCCUGUAUUUGCUUCCCCAGCUUUCCGGCGCCUCGUCCAUCUCUUACUAUCUCAUUCCUGUUUUGAACAUGAUCGGUUCCACGAAUAGCACGGAGCGCAACCUAUUUCUGAGCGGCAUGUACACCUUGUCCAAGUUCUUCUUCGCCCUCAUAGCCUCCUUCUUGUUCGUCGACGCUCUCGGUCGUCGCAAGUCACUUUUUGUCGGAAUUACGUGCCAGAUGCUAGCCGAUCUGUACGUUGCAAUAUACGUCAAGAACUCGCAGCACGGCCCCGUGGCGACGGGUGCGUCGAAAGGCGCCCUCGCUGCCAUUUUCAUCCAGGCGUUUGGUUACUCGGUUGGUGAGCGCGGCGAAUAUGUCCCAUGCUAG
Messenger RNA from Cordyceps fumosorosea ARSEF 2679, 1278 nucleotides. Its product is annotated as General substrate transporter. Gene Ontology annotation, cellular component: membrane. The record is from RefSeq and is a predicted model, not a curated record. The transcript is spliced from 2 exons. The coding region runs from base 1 to 1278 and encodes 425 amino acids. Gene Ontology annotation, biological process: carbohydrate transport; transmembrane transport. Gene Ontology annotation, molecular function: carbohydrate:proton symporter activity. NCBI's taxonomy places the organism in Eukaryota, Fungi, Ascomycota, Sordariomycetes, Hypocreales, Cordycipitaceae.